This is a messenger RNA of Symphalangus syndactylus (siamang), 1299 nucleotides long. RefSeq names its product serine hydrolase-like protein 2. Gene Ontology annotation, cellular component: membrane. Lineage: Eukaryota; Metazoa; Chordata; Mammalia; Primates; Hylobatidae. The record is from RefSeq and is a predicted model, not a curated record.
AUGGAGAUGGGGAGAUGCAUUUCACCUGGGAGGAUCGUAGAGCGCUUCCUGGAGCAGGUGAUUCUGAACUAUGCCUUAAAAGAAGGGUACGAUUGUUCUGGGCUGAAGGAAAAGCGGGUUGGCUCCCGUGUCCCGUUCCAGGGAGAACUCGCUGUACAGAUCCUUCCCCACCUUAGCGUGCUGGACUCUAGCUCCCCACUCAGGAGCGCUGCUGGACUGGAGCCCGAGGGACCACAUCCCAUUUACUCCCAGAGCUUCCAACUAGCAAAUGACUGGCUUGUGCCAGGCUCUGCUGAGGACCCCAGGACGUGGUGGGGACACCGUGGACGCAGGCUGUCUGUCAAGGGGGCUAGUAAGCCACUAAACAGAGUAGCCUUCAGCCCUGCGGCGCGGGCCAGCGAGCACUCAGAGGCCCAACUCGCUGUGGCUGCUACCCGGGCCUGGUCCCGCGCGGACGUGGGGGCGGCCAUAAGGACUGCCCGGGGGUUGGAGCCCUGCUGGGUUCCAGCCGACUUUUAUUACGUUGCCAUGGAUUUCGGAGGUCAUGGGCUCUCGUCCCAUUACGGCCCAGGUGUCCCAUAUUACCUCCAGACUUUUGUGAGUGAGAUCCGAAGGGUUGUGGCAGGUGGCGUCGUGGGCGCAACGUUUUCCUGUACCUUCCCCGAGAUGGUGGAUAAACUUAUCUUGCUGGACGCGCCGCUAUUUCUCCUGGAAUCAAAUGAAAUGGAGAACUUGCUGAGAUACAAGCGGAAAGCCAUAGAACAUGUGCUGCGGUUAGAGGCCUCCCAGGAGCCCUCGCGCACAUUCAGCCUGAAGCAGCUGCUGCAGAGGUUACUGAAGAGCAAUAGCCACUUGAGCGAGGAGUGCGGGGAGCUCCUCCUGCAAAGAGGAACCAAGAAGGUGGCCACAGGUCUGGUUCUGAACAGAGACCAGAGGCUCUCCUGGGUAGAGAACAGCAUUGACUUCAUCAGCAGGGAGCUGUAUGCACAUUCCAUCGGGAAGCUGCAGGCCCACGUGCUAUUCAUCAAAGCAGUCCACGGAUAUUUUGAUUCAAGAGAGAAUUACUCUGAGAAGAAGUCCCUGCCGUUCAUGAUACACACGAUGAAAUCCACCCUGAAAGAGCGGUUCCAGUUUGUGGAGGUCCCAGGCAAUCACUGUGUCCACAUGAGCGAACCCCAGCACGUGGCCAGUAUCAUCAGCUCCUUCUUACAGCGCACACACACACUCCCAGCCCAGCUGCAGCUCUGGGCCUGGAACUGUGAAGACCUAGUGCUCCCAGACUCAACACUGGGACUCUGA